AUUUGAAGAAAAUAAGAAAAUAGAAGAGAAUAGAAUAGAAUAGAAAGAAAGAGAGGGAGAGGAGAGGACCAUUGACAGGGGGGGUGGGGUGCAACUACCACCAUGGCUUCCUUCUCCAUCUCUCUCCACUCAUAAUUAUUUAGAAAAGUUCAGGAAUUUUGUGAGAUUAUAAACUUCUGUGCCUUCUCAACUUGUUCCAUUUCGUUGUGUUGGGUGAUGUUGCUUUUGGAUUGUUGCUGAUGGGUGUGAAAUUUGGUCGGUUAAUUUUAGGGAUUUUGUUGGCGAAUUGGAUUCCGCGAAAUUGGGCAAAGGGUUUUGUGUGCUUCGGAAACACGGCGGAGGAUUUGGUUCGGUGAAAUACUGCUGCGGCGGAAUCUGACGGAUUUCUUCUUCCAUUCAAUGAAUCACGGCUGUGCAAAUUAGGUCGGUUUUUAGAUUGUUGUGAAUCGAUUGGAAAUCUGAAUUGCUGUAGUUGUGGGGAGCUUGUACGGACAAAGAAUUUUGGAUUGUUCUUAUAUACAUAUAUUUUGUAUUUCUAGUGGCGAAAUUCUUCAGGUCUGUGGUUUUCUAUCAAAAAUGGAUGCAGAUUGGGAGUUUUGAGUUAUUUGGUGAGAGAUUCUGUUAGCAUCUUUGGUUGUUUUUAGGUAUAUUGGAAUUGAGAUGGAGAUGGAAGAAGUUAAUGAAUUGGGGAUGGAAGGUGGGGGUGGGAGUGAAUUAGGAAGCCGAGGAUCCGGUAUCGGGGAUCGGGUCAAUGCCGAUGAGCUGCGGUGUUCUGAUGUCGAGAUGACGGACACGGAAGCGGCUGAGAUGGGAGUAUCUAGAGUGAACAAUAGUGAGCAGAAAGUUGGGACUGAGAUUGCACUUUUUAGCUCGGAGAAGGACGAUGGAGGGAGCCAUGGGAAUGUGGUUUUCUCGAGAGAAUCUCCACUUUUAGGGAAGGAAGAUCUGAGCAUAAGUGGUUGUAGCUGUGGUGCGGAGAAGCUCAAGGCUAGAUUGGCUGCUUCGAACUCAGAAACCGGAAAAAAUGGGAGGAAGUUGAGUCGGCAGGAGAGGAUUGAGUUAGGUCGUUCGUUUCAGGGUGCUGUGAGUUCGCACGAUUGGGAGCUUGCCGAGAGUUUGAUCUUGUUGGCUGAUCCUCAGACUUUGAAUGAUGCGCUGUGCAUCUCGUUGGAUUCGAUUUGGUUCUUGAGGACGCAACAAGAAUUAUAUGGGAUUACUGGAUUGAUCAAGAAGAUUGUAUCGAAUGGGGCGUAUGACUUCACUCGCGCCGCGCUCAGGACGUCAUUUCUUGCGUCGUGUGUUUCAGCUUGUCAGAGUCGGACAAUGAGCCUUGCUGACACAGUUAAUGUAAUGGCACAAAGCAGGUUGCACGAGAGGCUACAGGAAUGCAAUGGAGAUGAAGUCUUGAAGGCAGAGGCUGGCGCAAAGGUUCAGAAAUUUACCGAUUGGGCUCUCAAAUGUAUAAGUUUUCAUUCUCGAAGCCAUGGGAAUAAGGACAGAGUGGGUCACAAUUCUCCUGUCGAGAUCCAACUGCAGCUAUCUGCUUUCAAGACCUUUCUAGAUCUUGCGGGCAAUCAUCUGACAGGGAAAGACUUUACCGAAGCAUUUGAUGCUGCUUGCUUUCCGCUCACGCUUUUCUCUAGUUCAUUUGAUCCUAGUUGGGCGUCAGGCAUAUCAGCCACUGGAAUCCAAGGAUUGCUGGGCAUUCUGGUUGAGGGAGGUGCAGAUAAUAUCAAUCAAUGUUUUCUAGAGGCGUCACGGUUUGGGAGUACAGAACUAGUUCGCAUCUUGUUGCAGAUUGCUCAAAGGAACAGCUUGGACGUGGACGUCGACUUGGCCUUAGGCUUUGCUGCGCAUUAUGGUAAAAUCGGCACAAUGCAAUGUCUAGUGGACGAGGGUAAUGCCGUGGCUUUCUUGGGACCCCUAAUGAGAGCCGCCGAGCGAGGUUGCUUGCCAGUCGUACAGUGGUUUGUCCAAAGGGGAUGCCGAGAUAUGGAACUGUGUCUUGCCCUUACAGCCGCCACGUCGAGCAGUCAAGUAGAAGUCGCAGCGUAUCUCCUCCCCCGCGUUCCCCAACACGUUCUUGCCGCCCUCAGCAUCGAAAUUCUGAAGGCUGCUGGCGAGCGAAGCGGAGGAUCCCUUGACGGCGUAGCCUUCCUCCUCCGUUCCGACUUUCUAGGGGACCCUACGGCAACUUAUUCCGUCGCUGACAGCAUUGCCAGAUCCGAUGACGACACAGUCGCUCCCGAACUCCGGGCUUUUCUUCAAGAGCAUUGGUCCGAGGCAGCGUUCAUGGACGGGCUGACCCAAGGGGCGACGCAUUUUUCGAACCUGGUGCAGAUUUUGAAAUGGGGGAGCUCCCCGAUUUGCUUAAGGGAUCUCCCGGCCCCCCUUAGGGUCGCCGUCGCCUAUCUGCCACUGUACAGAGAGUGCGUCAAGGCCGGGGGGUGCUUGCUUUCGCAACGGCAUCGAGGGCAGCUCGUCGAUGCUGUGAAACGGCUCGGAGGAGGAAUUCUGACAGGGCCGGAUCGGAAGGAUGACCUGCUCGCUGUUUUGGAACACCAUCUUCCGUCGUUUCUUCGUCACGCUGCAGCUGCGGUUUAGUGAAGAUCUUGCCGAGUUAGCUCUUGCCGUCUGCUGAUUAUUACCGAAGAAGGAAGCUGGCUGUGUACUUGGAAACCAUAUAUGUCGUAUCUAUGAAAAGACCGUAUCGAAAUGAUUGACGAUUGCAGUCGAACAGGGAACUUUGCCCGAACCUGUAUGAGCUGUUUUCGAAUGUUAAUGAGGCUGUAAGGUUGAGAAAUGUCGCCGUGGUUUGUUGGUUUUGAAUUGAAACCGGAGUGGAAAUGGAUCUCCAUCCUAACCUCCGCUGGCGUCGAUUCAAUGCUUCUCUUAGAUGAAAAAUGAUUCUUCUUUGCGAUGGAAGAUUAUAUUCUCUAAACUUUCGUUGUUUAAUUGUGCGCUUACUCGAGCAUGUGUACCAAUACGUAACACACAUGAUUCGCUUAGUGUAAUUUUUUUU
This is a messenger RNA of Andrographis paniculata, 3022 nucleotides long. RefSeq names its product ankyrin repeat protein SKIP35-like. The coding region runs from base 661 to 2604 and encodes 647 amino acids. The transcript is spliced from 6 exons. NCBI's taxonomy places the organism in Eukaryota, Viridiplantae, Streptophyta, Magnoliopsida, Lamiales, Acanthaceae. The record is from RefSeq and is a predicted model, not a curated record.